AUGCAUCCAUUCGACAGCGUCGACACCAAUAUCGAUUUCAACCAGGCGAAGGAGGAGGACGCGUUUGCGCAGCCACUCUUUGCAUAUCCAUUCGACGUUUGGCAAGGGUCCAUCGUAUUUGCCAUCACAGACCGAGUGGUCUCGGAUCGGCUCAACCUGACAAACAAUCACAUCCUCAAUCCCGGAGAAUUAUAUUGCGCGACAGCACCCGUGAUCAAUUGGCGCAUCCAACUCGCCGCAAACAAUGCCGACCUCGCCCGGUCGAUGCUGGCUGCGAGCUGCACCUGGAUUUUACGGGCCGUCGACCCCCGCUCGUCAAAUUCGCCGCCAUUCUCGCCGUCAUGA
Messenger RNA from Serendipita indica DSM 11827, 345 nucleotides. The record is from the annotation of a GenBank genome assembly. NCBI's taxonomy places the organism in Eukaryota, Fungi, Basidiomycota, Agaricomycetes, Sebacinales, Serendipitaceae.